AUGGUCAGCACUUGCACAUCUUUCCACGGUGCAAAGCCGACAAACAUGCUUGACCUCGGUUCAGAUCACAGGGCGGUGCAGGUGUGCCCUCAAGCUCCGGCGUUGUCUGGGCGGGGGAGUCGACGGAAGCGCCGGCUGACGCACAAAGACAUCGAUUGGGAGAUGUAUGCCACCAAGGUGCCCCAGAAGAUCACUGCUCAGGAGUUCCCUCCGGCAUUUCUGGGCGACGUGGAGCGCAUCGCUCUGCUUGCAGCUGGAGAGUCGCAGCGGCCCCGGUUGCCCGCCCAGCAGAGCAACGGGAGCAGCCAUCUGGACCGUCUGCGAAGAAGGAGGAGAUGCAUGACCAACCCGGCCGAGAGACGAGAUAUCUCAAAGGAGAUCUGGAGGCUGAGCCGGAAAGAGUCUCGUGCACGACAGACAGCCAGAACAACUGAGGUAAUCGCUAGCUUCAGUGAUCUUCGUCGCCUGGACGCGCUGCGCAGAUUCCCUAUCGCAAGAUCUUCGCAACAGGGUCCAGAUUUUCGCAAAUGUGCCGACCUGUUGUCGGAGAUAUACACGUUCAGCGUGCCGCCCGACGCGGGUGAGCAUGGCGAGGACCAGGUGCCAGCCGUUACUGUCGAAGAAAUUGUGAAGGCUGUCAAAGCGAUGAGACGACGCAGAGCUGCUGACACGAAGGGCGUGUUGCUGGAGAUGUUUAUCUUUGGCGGAGACGAUAUGUUGCACUACUUGUCUGACAUGUUCAAUGCAAUUUUGCAGAGCGGUUGUGUUCCGGCUGACUGGCGAGAGACCUUCCUCAAACUUUUGCACGGGGGCGGGGGCGCCGCAGACCCGAACAAUUGGAGGCCGAUCGCGAUUCUCAGCGUCUUUUACAAGAUCCUUGCUCGAGUGGUCUUCCACGGGAUGCGUGGCGUUCUAGAUUGGCAACAGUCUGAAGGGCAGUCUGGUUUUCAACGAGACCGGUCGACUGCUGGCGCUCUGAUUGUUGCCGAAAGCCUCGCGAGCAAGAGCCUCGAGUUCAACGAAGACCUGUGGCUGGUCAGCGUAGAUCUGCGCAAAGCAUUUGACAGGGUUGAACAGCCGGCGCUGUUCCGCGCUCUCCAAGCGCAGGGCAGUGUGGAAGGGGCUGUGGACAUGCUAGACAUGCUCACGCAGACGCUUCGCAAUUAUGGUCUGGGGCUCAACGUGAACAAAAAGAAGAUGUUGUCGACGACGGUCACGGAGAAUGACACUGUUCUGAUCGAAACUGCCGAUGGGUUGAUGGAGCUUGUGGCUGCUAGCAGAACCCACAAAUACCUCGGGAGGGCGUGGCCGGGCAACCCCGACAACGCGGACAGGCACGUCAACGUCAAGCUGCGUCUGGAGCUCAUCAACGCGACCGUUACACCUUCGUUGGUAUACGGGCUGGAAACUUGUGCGCUGGAUCAGAAGCAGCUGGACCACCUAGACAUUACGCAGAGGAAAAUGCUCCGGCGAAUCGUCGGCCGGGUGUUCGACGAUUGCGAUUCGUGGGAAGAUGCUGGCCGCAGAAUGAAGCAGAGGCUCGAAUCUGCCAGGCGCCUGCGCUACAUUGCAGAUUGGUCUUCGAUUGUAUCAAAGCGCAAGAAGCAUUUACUGAGUCGUGCGAGCCAGUGCCUGCGCCGUGUCGUUCUGGCUUCGCCAAUGCACGUCCUGUAA
Molecule: messenger RNA, 1674 nt
Organism: Prorocentrum cordatum
Lineage: Eukaryota; Dinophyceae; Prorocentrales; Prorocentraceae
Source: the annotation of a GenBank genome assembly